AUGACUGGAGAAAUCUUAUUAAUAACACGACAACAAGGAAAUGGAUGGUAUAUUGAACUAAAGCCCAAAGGUGGUUGGGAAAACGAUGAAUCGCAACAAGAAGCAGCAGCUAGAGAAACAUACGAAGAAGCUGGCGCACGCGGAAAAUUAUCAUUUAUUGGAAUAUGGGAUCAUAAACAAACUGACUCACCCAAUACUGCAUUUAUUUUUUUUGAAAUGGAAGUGGAUAAAUUAGAAGAUCAGUGGCCUGAAAUGGAUGUACGAAAUAGACAGUGGGAUGCUCUAAAAGCCUUAGCAAAACCUUUCAUGCGGGAGGUGGUAGAACGUUGCUCGUUGGCACCUUCAAAUAAAUAA
Messenger RNA from Cetraspora pellucida, 354 nucleotides. The record is from the annotation of a GenBank genome assembly. NCBI's taxonomy places the organism in Eukaryota, Fungi, Glomeromycota, Glomeromycetes, Diversisporales, Gigasporaceae.